AUUCCUCUCCCAUUCUUGAUGCUCACGUGUUUCUUGUUCCUUUUCUUUUUCCUGAAAUAGAACACAUGCAUAGCUAAACCAGCUGCUUGCAGGAUGACUUUCUGUAGAGUUUUGUAUAUGUUUUGUGGGAUCUUGUAUGUUUUCAUGAGGUAAAAUAAGAAAGGGGGAAAUACGGUAUUUUCCAAGCAGAUAGACAAUGUGCUAUAUCCCUAUUGACAAAUAGACACCACCAUGCAUUGAAACAUCAGGCAUGGCUGCACACUUGUUGUGGGCAUGGAGACCUCCCAUGAUCUGAAAACAAUGUAAACGGUUUGAAUUCAAUAGAUUAGGAAAAGGACUGGCCAUCACUUAUAUGUUCAGAAAAUUAUAGUUGUAGAUAAGAGCACAUGAUUUAGUAGUUUGAACUAAAAAACUAUAUACAACUUUUUUUAAUCUUGUAUAGUUGUAUAUUUGAUAUAAGAUUAUCAUUUCGUCCUCCCCCAUCUCCCACCGCCGAGGUGAAACUACCUCUGUUAGUUCUAGUGUUCUGAUCAUAGUUCUUGACUUCUUGGCUUAAACUUUUGUUGACUACUUGACUUUUAUGCCACCCUAUGGCUAAGGCUGGACAGGAUGUAGAAGCCUCAGGUCCCAAGCCCAGGAGAUGAAGAUUGAAGAGUACCCAACAGGAGCUCAUUCCAGCUACAUCUCCAUCAUCUUCCCUCAUUUCCAGACCUUAUUUCGAUGCUGCACAUCUUCACCUUGUCAAGUAAGCCUCAAGCAUGGGGCCUGGACAGCGCCAAGUUUUAUUUUACCAACACCGCUGCUGCGGCAUUGACAUGGUACACACCAUUUGAGCAUGGACUGAGGCUAGCUACUAGGCAGAGCCUGCAACAACGGAUCUGAAGAUCCUGUCCGCGUACCUGCUGACCAAGCUCGCCUCCUCGCCGUCACCCAUCAUUGAGGACCAGAGAAGAUAAGGAAGAAGUUGAGAAGGCAAGGUGUGAAGGGGCCCAAGCCUACUUUUCUCCACGGCAACACCAGAGAGAUGAAGAGUAUCUGUCAUGAACUCAAGCCUGUGAAGAAGCAAGACAGCAACAACUACAUCUCCACCCUCUUCCCUCACCUCCUUGUCUGGAGGGAAGCUUAUGGCCCUGUGUUCCAGUACUCAACAGGAGGUCGGGAGAUACUUCAUGUUUCUCAGCCAGAUAUGGUAAAGGACAUCGGCCACUGGACACCAUCAGAGCUUGGAAAACCCAGCUAUCUAAAGAAAUCCCGCAAAGCCCUCCUUGGAGGAGGUUUAUUUACGGUGAAUGGCGAUGAAUGGGCCUAUCAGAGGAAGGUCAUGGCGCCAGAGUUCUUCAUGGACAAGAUUAAGGAUAUGAUACAACUGAUUGAGGAUGCAACUGCUCCGUUGUUAGAAGCAUGGGAGAGCAUUCUCGAAGGUGCAGGAGGGAGCACGGAGAUAGUUGUCGAUGAUUACGUGCGGAACUUCUCGGGAGAUGUAAUCUCCAGGGCUUGCUUUGGGAGUAGCUUCGCAAAAGGAGAGGAGAUAUUCUGCAAGCUUAGGCAACUUCAGAAGGCAACUGCUCAACGAGAUGCGUUUGUGGGAUUGUCUGCAGUGUGGAAGCACCUGCCUACGAAGAGCAACAGAGCGAUACGAAAUCUGGUUGAAGAAGUCAGGCUACUGAUCCUGGAACUUGCAAAGGCCAACAGGAAUGAGAAUGGGGCUGAGCAUGCAGCAACUCAUAAUAACGGUCUUCUGCGCGCCAUCAUCGACGGCUCGCACGGACCUCUCAAUGGUGGCACUGCCGAGGAAUUCAUCGUCGGCAACUGCAAGAGCAUAUACUUUGCAGGGCACGAGAGCACGGCGGUCACCGCCAUCUGGUGCCUGAUGCUACUGGCCACUCACCCGGAGUGGCAGGACCGCGUACGUGCCGAGGCUCUGGAGGUUUGCCAUGGGACGAUGACACUGGGCGUCGAUGGCCUCCACCGACUCAAAAUUCUGACGAUGGUGAUCCAAGAAACUCUCCGGCUCUACCCACCAGCGUCGCUGAUGAUGCGGGAGGCACUGACGGACAUCAAGAUCGGCAACCUGGACGUGCCGCGAGGAACAAUCGUCCAGGUCACCAGAUUGAUGCUGCACCUGGACAAGGAAGCCUGGGGUGCCGACGCCAACGAGUUCCGCCCGGACCGGUUCGCCAACGGCGUGGCCGCGGCGUGCAAGCCGGCGCACAUGUACGCGCCAUUCGGGCUCGGGCCCAGGAUCUGCAUUGCGCAGAACCUGGCCAUGGCGGAGAUGAAGGUGUUGCUGGCGCGCCUGCUGUGCCGGUUCGCCUUCUCUCCCUCGCCGAGCUACCGGCACUCGCCGGCAUUCCGGCUGACCAUCGAGCCCGAGUUCGGCAUGCCGCUGGUGGUGACGAGGCUGUGAUCAUCAUUGACCUGUAGGUUCUGAACUGUUAGCUUUGAAACAAUGAUCAGUCACGUUCUGGAUGCUUCUCGGAGGAAAUCGUCCCCGCAUUUUCUUGCAACAAGUGACUACGUUUCCUACCAGGGAUGGCAGAUAAUUUGUGUCCAGUAGCCACUUUCGAGGGGCGGAUACAUUUCACUGUGCCACGCCCACCAAAAUGGUGCAACUUGAUCUGGUGUGUGUUUAUCUCCUUAUGGACGGUAUGAUCUGUUACAAGCUGGUACCCUCGAACC
Molecule: messenger RNA, 2679 nt
Organism: Brachypodium distachyon (stiff brome)
Lineage: Eukaryota; Viridiplantae; Streptophyta; Magnoliopsida; Poales; Poaceae
Product: cytochrome P450 714C3
Exons: 6
Coding region: 1025-2407 (460 amino acids)
Molecular function (GO): iron ion binding; monooxygenase activity; oxidoreductase activity, acting on paired donors, with incorporation or reduction of molecular oxygen
Source: RefSeq, a predicted model, not a curated record